AUGGGAGCAAAAGCAAAGGUUGGUCAAGCAAUCGUAGAUGAGAUGUUACAACAGCCGUACUUCGUGCACGACGUCCCGAAGACGACAGGGAGGGAGACUUUCGGUGGCCGCAUGGAAGGCGGCAAGCCCAGAGGAUUGCGUAUCACGGCAUAUUCAUUACUUGAGCACUACCGGCGGUACGGCCCCAAACAAUUGGGCGAGAUUUGUAUGGGCGGCGGUGGGAGCUACAACCCAAACAUUGUUAACUACUUGAGGGAACAAACGCCGACUACUAGUAUCACAACAAUUAAUGAGAUUGGCAUUCCCAUCGGCGCAAAAGAAGCACUGAAUUUUGCUUUCCUUGGGUUUGAAGGCUUCGUGGGGAGGCCUAUCAUCAUCCCAAAGAACGCCAGAAAAGGGGCCAUUGGGCAGACCGAGCCAGGAGACAACUACUUCCACAUUUAA
Letharia lupina is the source of this 444-nucleotide messenger RNA. RefSeq lists its product as uncharacterized. NCBI's taxonomy places the organism in Eukaryota, Fungi, Ascomycota, Lecanoromycetes, Lecanorales, Parmeliaceae. The coding region runs from base 1 to 444 and encodes 147 amino acids. The transcript is spliced from 2 exons. The record is from RefSeq and is a predicted model, not a curated record. Gene Ontology annotation, molecular function: phosphotransferase activity, alcohol group as acceptor; ATP binding. Gene Ontology annotation, biological process: amino sugar metabolic process; peptidoglycan turnover.